AUGGAGGAGGACGAGGCGAUGCGGGCAAUGUUCCCUCUGUCAUUCGGGAAGAAGACUAAGUCGACGCCCAACUCUGCGUCCGCCGCGCAUACGGCCACCCGGCGGGUCACCACCGGACCCGCGAUGGGUUCUUCUUCCGCCGCCGUUGGUGACGGAGCAUCCCAGUCCGCCGUGUCCUCUCGCUCCAAGUCCUGGCUGACUAGCCUCCGGAACCCUAACCCUUCGCGCGGCGCCCGAUCGCGUGACGCGGGUGGCGGAGCUGAGGAACGGGAUGACGAGGAUGAAAGGGCUGGGGUGGGGCCUGAGGUGGGGCCUCCUCUCCCUCCCGGAGGGGACGAGGAAGAGGAGCACGAUGGAGCGAGAAUCGGACCUCCGCGGCCACCACCAGAGGAGGAAGAAGAUGGUGCGAUGAUUGGACCCCCUCGGCCGCCCCCACCGCCGCAGGAGGAAGAAGACGAUGGUGAGGCUAUGAUUGGGCCCCCGCGGCCUCAGCGGCCGUCUAACCUCACGGAUUCUGAAUCCGACGAUGAUUCAGAUAGAGAAUAUGUGGACCUGCCGGACGAUGCUUUCAAGCUGCCCCUCAGCAACGAGGUCGUGCUGAAGGGACAUUCAAGGGUACGUUGUUUCUCCUUGACUUUCUCAGAGCUACAUAUUUGUUGAUUAGCUGCAUACGAAAUCCCAAAUCGGCUAGAAUGUUUCCGUUUUUUAUUUCUGCGUAGUGAAUCUAAUCAUCUGCGGUGCUUGCUCUAUGCUGUGACCUAGUUGGGAAAUUAUGGAGGUAGCCUGCUAUAAAUAUUGGUUGCUAGUCAUUUGCCGUGCCUCUUCGCUAGGCAAUGGGGGAAAAGAGGGGGUGGGGGUCGGGAGGAGAUCAAAGAAUUUAACAAGACGAUGGGAAGCAACUAGCAGUGACCAUGCACCUGCCAGGAGGAGGAAUGGAGAAGUUCGUCAUCGUCUGAUGUCGGAGACAUCAAGAAGGGCUGGGGGUGGUUAGUGUGGUGGACGAAGACUCCUUGACUGCUAUGGGGAAACCCAGACUUUAAACUUACCUUUGAAAUUCAUUUCAUAAGCAUGGUAGGUAUUAAUUUCAUCUAAAGGGAAAAUCAAGACUGCCUGGGGAUAUGGUCAAUUGAUCGAUGAUAACCUAGAACCUGAUGAGAAAACCUAAGCUUCAACUAUGGUAGGAGAGGCAACCCUUACGGUCUCAGUUAUUGAUAUCUUUUCAGUUGACAGUAAUGAAGCAUCUAAUGUUACCUCUUCCCUGUAGUCACCAUGAAGAAGCACUGGCUAUCAAUUGGAGUGAGAUGGCAUGUAGCACUGACUGGUGUUUCGAAACUGUUUGGUGUUUCCUCUGUCUUCUUUGCCGUAGCUGCAUCAUUUAGAUUUCAUUUUCACUUUGUCAAAACUUGGAAAUUGUGUCUUCCCUUAUGUUGGUAAUAUUACCUGCAAGAACCAGCUAUCGCCAAGGGUACACAGUUUUGUUAACUGUAGGGUCUUCAAAGCGAUCUACUUCUUUGAACUGACAUAUGAAUCAUGAAGAAGAAUGUGCUAUGGUCGUCUUUUGAUGGUUACUUCGUUGUAGUCGUUUGCUGUCCAUUAAAUCUGAGUGGAAUCUCAUCUAGAUCUUUGAGGCUUUUGCUUCAUGGGUUCAGUUGACAUUCCAUACGCAAUCUGGAGACUACACUUACUAAGACUUGCUGCUCCCGCAUGUUUUCCAGGUUGUCUCUGCACUGGCUAUCGACCAUUCAGGAUCCAGAGUCCUUUCUGGCAGUUACGAUUACUCUGUCCGGAUGUACGAUUUCCAAGGGAUGAAUUCGAAGCUGCAGUCUUUCAGGCAGCUGGAACCGUCUGAAGGGCACCAAGUUCGCAGCAUAAGCUGGAGUCCAACAUCUGACCGGUUUUUGUGUGUAACAGGUUCAGCUCAAGCGAAGGUGGGACUGGGUGCUUCUAUCCUCGUGUUUUCUAUCUGGAGUGCUAUAUUUUCAGGUUCAUAACGAAUCAGGGACUGUUUCCUCAUUUCAGAUUUAUGACCGCGAUGGACUUACCUUAGGGGAGUUCAUCAAGGGGGACAUGUACAUUCGUGAUCUGAAGAACACUAAGGGGCAUAUCUCUGGCUUGACUUGUGGAGAGUGGAACCCAAAGGUAAAGGAGACGAUCUUAACAUCAUCAGAAGAUGGAUCGUUACGCAUUUGGGAUGUGUCCGACUUCAAGAGUCAGAAACAGGUCCGUUUGACUCGCACAAAUUCCACUUAUUUGUGAAUAAGUGGUUUCCCACGCUACAUUCCGUUUGACUCGCACAAUCCGACGUAAACUUCGGAGAUCAGUGCGAACUGGUUUCCCACGCUAGAUUCAAAGAUCAGAGCAAGAAUGCAUUGAUUUUUAUUUUUUUCCUUCAAUAGGUUGUUAAACCGAAGCUUUCAAGGCCGGCCAGAAUUCCAGUCACUUCCUGUGCUUGGGAUUUCGAAGGCAAACGAAUCGUUGGGGGCAUCGGAGAUGGUUCCAUUCAGGUAUGCAUAUGCAUGGACAUAUUUAAUUUACUUUAAUUUAAUUUAAUUUAAUUUAAUUUUUCCCUGGUUCAAUAAUGCAAGAGCUUGUUACUAUGUCAUGGGCAUUAAUUGCAUUACUUUAUUCGCUUAUAUCACGUCCUCUGAGGCAAUUUAUUUGAUCCACCAAGAUAUGGGCCCUGAAGCCUGGUUGGGGAAGCAGACCAGAUAUCCAUGCUGAGAAAGCACACCAGGACGACAUCACAGGCCUAAAGUUUUCCACCGAUGGCCAAAUCCUUUUAUCCAGAAGCAUGGACGGCACUCUGAAGGUGGUUUCCCUUUACCCCUUCUCAUUCUUGCUAUUAUUAUUAUUAUUAUUAUCAUUAUCAUUAUUAUUGGAUAUAUUUAUACUGCGGAAUGUUCACCAUCUGUUCUUCCCAUAUCCGUGCUGCAGGUGUGGGAUCUUCGGCUGAUGAGAAGUCCCAUCAAAGUGUUUGAAGAUCUGCCAAACAACUAUCCCCAAACCAACGCUGCAUUCAGUCCCGACGAGCAGCUCAUAUUGACUGGUACCUCUGUUGAGAAAGAUGGAGCGAGUGGGGGCCUUCUGUGCUUCUUCAGCAGGAAGAAACUCGAGCUCGAAUCAAGGGUGGGGAUAUCCCCUCAGCUGAGUGUCGUGCGCUGUGCUUGGCACCCAAAGCUGAACCAGGUUCGAUCUGAUCUGUCUUUGCCGCCACCCUUUCUACUCUCUAAUACACGAGACCCUCUUACGAUCCGACGAUUGAUGGAAUAUGUAACGAUUGAUGAAGGUUUUCGCAACCGUGGGCGACAAGAAAGAGGGAGGAACCCACAUACUCUACGAUCCAACGAUGAGUAAGAGGGGAGCUCUCGUGUGCGUUGGGCGGGCGCCGAGGAAGACCUCAGUCGACGAUUUUCAGGCGGAGCCCGUCAUUCACAACCCUCACGCUCUGCCCCUGUUCAGAGACCAGCCGAGCCGGAAACGGCAGAGAGAGAAGAUGCUCAAGGACCCCAUCAAGUCUCACAAGCCAGAGCUCCCGGUCACCGGCCCCGGCUUUGGGGGCAGAGUUGGUUCUACGAAAGGCAGCUUGCUGACCCAAUAUCUUCUCAAGGUAAACAACACAAAAGCAGAAAUAUGGGUUCUUUCCAUUAAAAAAUAAUAUUUAUUUAUUUAUUUAUUUUUGUGUGCGUGAAAGAUGAGCUUUUUCUGCGCAUAUAUUCCUGCUAAAUAUCGGGUUAUAUAUUUUCCUGUGUUAAUAAAUAAGUAAAAGUAGGCUUUUUCCCAUUUAUUUUUUCUUUUAAAAUAUUCAUCUUUUCUCUCGGCAGCAAGGGGGUUUGAUCAAGGAGACAUGGAUGGACGAAGAUCCGAGGGAGGCCAUUCUGAAGUAUGCCGACGUUGCGGCCAAGGACCCCAAGUUCAUCGCACCCGCUUAUGAGAAGACCCAGCCGGAGGCCGUCUUUGCAAAGUCUGACUCCGACGAGGAGGACGAAUGA
Spirodela intermedia is the source of this 3989-nucleotide messenger RNA. The record is from the annotation of a GenBank genome assembly. Lineage: Eukaryota; Viridiplantae; Streptophyta; Magnoliopsida; Alismatales; Araceae.